GGAGGUGUUAUCAUCCUAGCAGUAGCAGAUUUUAUUCUCCUGCUCCUUGUACUGCCUGGUCUUGCUGAUGAUGACAUCAGUGAAGUCUAAUGAUGGAAAUAUCAAAAAUAACAAAAGGAUCAGAUGGAAAGCCAUGGAGGUUACAGGUAAUCCAGUACCGCAGAGGAGGCUCUCAACUGGAGAAGUGGCCGCUAGCUACCCGCCAGGAGGCAUACCUAGCACACCAAUGGAGUUCAGGCAAGGUCCACAUCCAAAGAAGGAUCAUCUAAUAUGGAAGUCACCUCCUACCAGACAACUCAGCCAACAAAAGAGAAGAGAAUUCGAGUUGGAUGUCACUGAAAGGUUUUACGAUGACUACAUUGGGCCCAGAACAACUGGGGAUUCGCGGAAUGAAGUGCUAACAGGAGUACAGAAAUUAGGAUUCAAUCCCGAGUUAUACAGAAUGAAUGCCCUGCAGGGAUUGGCACACGACCCAUCACGCCCAGUUCCAAAGCAUAUAAACUUUCACGAUAUGAUAAGAACAGAGAGGGCUAGAGAGCAGGAGAGAGUUAGGACUCAAAUGAAACAGAGAAGGCUAUCGGACACUAUGCUACAUCAAAGACCUUAUUUUGAUCCACCUGGCCAAUAUGGAGGACAGAGUUUUGAUCCUUAUAAUCAGCUACUUAAGCCACCAGCUGCAUCAAACAGCUAUGCACAGCCACAGAGACAGUUGCCUCAUCAAUUACCCCCAAUGCAAACAACUUUUGGUGAUGGUCUUAAUUCUGAAAUAGUUCCCGGAGUAGAAAAAUGGCUCGCAAAUGCCAGCCAGAAAGAACGUGACACUGCAGCAAAGUUCAUGCGUACAAUCAGUUCACAGGGUCAAAGAGAUGAUCCUGCAACCAAAGCCUCAACUCACUCAUCAAGAGUGAGAUCAGCUGUAAUGACACCAAGCAGACAACAAAGAAUGCAAGAAAAGGAAACAGCUCAACUGUACAAACAACUAGAGAGGUCAUCUAAGGAGUUGCCCCAGCCAGCUUAUUCAAGAAAGCCACCAGAUGGGAAAGGAGGAGGAGGAGGAGGAGGGAGGAGAUUAAGACGCUCAAGCUCUGAUGUCUCAAAUGCAAAAGGUUCAAUGUUCACUCCAACAAGACAUAUGCCAUCGCAUUUUACUGUUCAUCCUGAGUGGGCCUCUGAAGGACAACAUUAAUCUAAUAAUGACAACAUAAUUAUUCCCUUUAUAUUGUGUAGCAAUCUGUUACUGUAUCAUCGUUUGUGUCAAGUAGAUAUUUGCACUGGCAUUGUGCAAUAAAUGCUUAGAAUUG
Molecule: messenger RNA, 1301 nt
Organism: Amphimedon queenslandica
Lineage: Eukaryota; Metazoa; Porifera; Demospongiae; Haplosclerida; Niphatidae
Exons: 10
Coding region: 68-1186 (372 amino acids)
Source: RefSeq, a predicted model, not a curated record